AUGUCGGACAAACUGCCUACAUACAAAGAUUAUUACCACAGACGGACGUCGUCGGCGUCGGAUGACGUGGACCCGUUCUCCACCCCGGAUCUUUACUAUGGCCCCCAGACUGACCCCAGCACUGCCAAAAAGACCAGUUCUCUUGGAAGAACUCGUACGAUGAGCGUUGUCGUUCCAAAGAAACAAGGAGGCUUUCAAGGCCAUACUUUUUCACCUAUAAUGUCAGCCUCGAAUUCGCCUACUCCGUCACCGGCUCAAUCAAGCCGUGCUUCUCCUGUACCAGGGGCACCGUUCCCCACUCGUGGACAACGUGCCAACUUCUCCUUGGCCGAGGACGAUGAUAUCAAGGCUUUGGCAACAUCGCGGCCAAGCAGCCCUUUGCCUCCCGGGUUUUUGGAUGGGUUGUCGCAACUUCCACAGGGAGGUCCUGUGUACCACAAUCAAGAAGUGAAUAACUCACAGUUUCAAUUGCCGACUGGUUCCAGUGCCAGUACAUCAAGUGGACUCAGAAGACGAGCAAGUGCAGACGGGGCACUUGGCGGAGUCAGCAAACGAUUUUUUAUCAGCGAUAUCGACUCAACUCUGGCCGAGCUAUUGGAGAGCGAGGACACUAACCAGGACUACCAGAUCACGAUCGAGGAUCGCGGACCCAAGGUAUUGAAAUUGGGAACUGCCAAUUCCAAUGGGUUCAAGAUGUACGACGUGAGAGGCACAUAUAUGCUGUCCAACUUGCUCCAAGAGCUGACGAUUGCCAAGAGAAUGGGCCGCAAGCAGAUGAUUCUGGACGAGGCCCGGCUCAAUGAAAAUCCAGUCAACCGACUCAAGAGGAUGAUAACGACCCAGUUCUGGAAAAGUCUGACGAGGCAAUUGUCGCCUUCUCAUCUGGUGGAAAUGGCACGCGAUCCCAAGAUCCACACUACUCCAGAGUCUAGGCUCCCGAGGAUCUACGUACCUCACGGAGAGACGGAAAAGUUCGAGUUCUUUACGGCUUUUGCUCGUGAUCACCCAGAGGUAGAGCUCCAGGUGGAGUAUCUUCCAGAGAAGAUCACUCCCGAGUACGUCCAAAGCAUCAAUGGAAAGCCCGGGCUUCUCACGCUGGCAAUGCGGUCAAAACCACUGGCCAAAGAGACGGGGUCGGAUUUUGAAGCCGACUCGGCAAAACAUGUUUUGGAAGGGUUUCCCUAUGUAGUUCCUGGUGGACGAUUCAACGAGCAAUAUGGCUGGGACUCUUAUAUGGAGUCGCUUGGUCUGUUGUGUGAUGAUCGAAUCGACCUUGCUAUUGGAAUGGUGGAGAAUUUCAUUUACGAGAUUAGGUUCUACGGCAAGAUUUUGAAUGCCAAUCGCUCGUACUAUCUGUGUCGGUCCCAGCCACCAUUUCUCACAGAUAUGGCUAUCAAAUGCUACGCGUAUUUGAAGAGCCACAAAUGGGAUGACGAUGGUUACUACAAGGAGCCUCUGGAGUUUCUGAAGAGGGCUUUCCAGGCAGCUGUUAAAGAGUAUCGCACGGUUUGGUGUUCUGAACCACGCUUGGACUCCAAGACAGGAUUGUCUACGUACCAUCCGGAUGGUUUGGGUAUUCCACCUGAAACAGAGUCAACCCAUUUCGAGAGUCUCCUGCGGCCAUAUGCGGAAAAGUUUGGCGUUUCUAUCGAGGAAUUCCAACGAUUGUACAAUUCUCGUGAAGUGGCCGUACCGGAGCUGGACCAAUACUUUGUCCAUGACCGUGCAGUACGUGAGAGUGGCCAUGACACCUCAUAUAGAUUGGAAGGAAUUUGUGCCGAUCUAGCAACAGUUGAUCUCAAUUCAUUGCUGUACAAAUACGAAAUCGACAUUGGAACUGUGAUCCGCGAUGUGUUUGACGACAAGUUUGAAGAUUGGGAAGGAGACGUUGGUUCGAGCGCAGAGUGGUUUUCCCGUGCAAAGGCACGCAAAGAGACCAUGGACAAGCUGAUGUGGAACGAGAAAGAAGGCAUGUAUUUUGACUACAAUAUUCGAACUGGCCAACCUUCGUGCUACGAGAGUGUGACAACAUUCUGGCCUAUGUGGGCUGGACUGUGCACAAAAGAACAGGCUGCCAUGCUUGUGACUAAGGCAUUACCACGCUUUGAAGAACUGGGAGGGUUGGCAGCCGGAACACUGCGCAGUCGUGGAGAAAUCUCGCUUUCAAGACCCUCUCGUCAAUGGGACUAUCCCUUUGGAUGGGCUCCCCAGCAAAUCCUGGCAUGGGUCGGCUUGAAUCGGUAUGGCUAUACGAGUGUGACACGCCGUAUCUGCUAUCGCUGGCUUUAUCUCAUGACCAAAGCUUUUGUGGAUUACAACGGCAUCGUGGUGGAGAAGUACGACGUGACUCGGGGCUCGGAUCCACACAGGGUAGAAGCCGAAUACGGCAACCAGGGCUCGGACUUCAAGGGAGUAGCCACCGAGGGAUUUGGCUGGGUAAAUGCCUCAUUCGUUUAUGGCCUUCAGUUUUUGGAUCGACUUGGAAUUCGCGCGCUUGGAAUGUGUACUCCACCGCACGUGUUUUUCGAGCGGAUGAGUGCUGUUGAGCGGGCAAACUAUGCCCUGGAAUAA
Molecule: messenger RNA, 2571 nt
Organism: Kuraishia capsulata CBS 1993
Lineage: Eukaryota; Fungi; Ascomycota; Pichiomycetes; Pichiales; Pichiaceae
Exons: 1
Coding region: 1-2571 (856 amino acids)
Biological process (GO): trehalose catabolic process
Cellular component (GO): cytoplasm
Molecular function (GO): alpha,alpha-trehalase activity; calcium ion binding
Source: RefSeq, a predicted model, not a curated record